UUCGCCAACAUCUGGAAAAAACUCAAGCGGUUCUUGUUUGCUUCCCAGAUGCGCUUUGCAGUCCGGCUCUGCAGAGAGCAGCCGCCGCUUCAUCUUCUUCCCAGAGAUAGCGGCGCGUCCUGGACCCGCGGAUCCAGAAUCUCCCCUCUUCCUUCUUCUCCCCCCUUCCUCCCCCCCAGUCUUCCUCGGACGGGGGAGCGGGUGAAGGAGCCGCCCCUUGACGCCAUCGCUCGGCGCCGGCUAUCCCAGGACUUGGGGAGGUCUUGGUUCGCAAGGAGGAGACGGCAUAAGCAGAAAGAUGCUACCUUCUUUUGGCUUGUGUCUCUCCUGACUUCCUGCCUUUGCCAGUCAUGGGUCUGAAAGCCAAGACCCAACCCUUGAUGGAAGAGACCCCGGUCAGGGUAGCCGUGCGCAUUCGGCCAUUGUUGCCCAAGGAACAGUUACACGGGCACCAGAUCUGCCUCCGGGGAGACCCUGAGAAGAAAGAAGUGACUUUGGGCCAUACCCGACAUUUCCAGUUCGACACAAUCUUCACCGAAAUAUCAGACCAGGUGUCUGUGUAUGCCACCUGUAUCCAACCGCUGGUGGAAGCCUUCCUGGAAGGAUUUAAUGUCACUGUCUUUGCUUACGGCCAGACGGGCUCGGGGAAGACUUACACCAUUGGAGAAGCACGUCUCUCUUCCAUCAAGGAGGAUGAGCAGGGCAUCAUCCCUCGCGCCAUGGCUGAGGCCUUCAAGCUGAUGGAUGAGAACGAUCUGCUCAACUACACUGUCCGUGUCUCUUACCUGGAAGUCUACAAGGAGGAGUUCCGAGACUUGUUGCAGGUGGACACAGCCAGCAAGGACAUCCAGAUAUGGGAAGAUGACAGGGGGAAUAUGGUGCUGCAUGGGGUGAAGGAAACGGAAGUUGAAGGUCUGGAUGAGGUUCUGAGCCUGCUGGAAAUGGGCAACGCAGCCAAGCACACGGGAAGCACCCACCUCAACCGGAGGUCCAGCCGUUCCCACACCAUCUUCACGGUGACCAUGGCGCGAAGGCAGGGCAGCAACUGCCUCGCUCGCUUCGCCUGCCCGGAGAAAACUUUGGUGGCACCAACCUCUGGGCAGCUUCUGAAGUCCAAGUUUCACUUUGUGGAUCUGGCCGGUUCUGAGCGGGUGGUAAAGUCUGGAUGUACUGGGGAAAGGCUGAAGGAGAGCAUCCAGAUCAAUGCCAGCCUGUUGGCUUUGGGCAAUGUCAUCAGUGCCCUGGGAGACCCCCGCCGGAAAAGCAGCCACAUCCCGUAUCGGGAUUCCAAAAUCACCAGGAUCCUGAAAGGCUCCUUAGGUGGGAACGCCAAAACCGUGAUGAUUGCCUGCGUCAGCCCUUCCUCCUCCGACUUUGAUGAGAGCCUGACUACUCUGAAUUAUGCCCGGUGGGCUCAGAAUAUCAAAAAUUGGGCUGUGGUGAAUUGCAGCAAGGAGGUGGAGCCCGUAGAAGCCCUGCAGCUGCGUCUCAAGAAGCUUCAGAGGGCCGUGGAACAGAGACACCGGUCCGAGACUCGCAUCAUCCACCGAUCGGAGGUGGUGCCCGUCAAGGGACACUUGGAGGAAAGCGUGGCUCGCUUACGAGCAGAGUGCAACCACUACCGGACUUGCACAGACGCCGCCUAUCAGCUCUUGAUGGAACUGCAAGGGGAGGGCAAUUUGACAGAGGAACAGGGGCUCCAGGUGAAAGGCUGGCUCUGUGCGGUGGAAAAUGGGGCAGGUGAGCCGAGCUUGACCUCCGGCAUAGACAGCGGGAUUGGGAGCACUUCGGCUGAGGAGCCGCACUCUAAAACCUCCAGUUCCAAGCUGGUCAAGAUUCAGGAGGGGCAUCAACGAGGAGCUGAGAUGGUGAGACAGGAGGAGAUGGUGAGGCUGGAGGAGCAAGUAGAACACUUAGAGAGAGAGAACCAGGAUUUCUUGACAGCCCUUGAGGAUGCUAUGGAGCAGUACAAAGCACAGGGUGCCAAAUUGCGAGAACAGGAAGACAUCAUCUCUCAACUUCAGAAGCACCUAAAGAUGGAGAUGCCCCAUUUGGGCAUCCCUGAAAUGCUAGGGAGUGUCUCCCUGGUGCAGCUUGACCAAAGGCCCCACACAGCUCCUGUGGACACAUAUCAGUCCCAUCGCUGGCUCAAGCCCGCCUGUAAUAACCACAGUAAGCUGCACAGUGUCACAGCUCACAAUGGAGAAGACUCAUUGGUUCGAAGUCAGAGUCUCUCUGGAGACAAUAUGUACAGUCUGGGGACAAAGGAAAUGCCACAAAUGAAAACACUGGACAAUGUUUUUGAUUCAUCUUUGGAAGACGAGAAUAGAUGUUGGUCCCUUCAGCAAUACAGGAACAGAACCCACAGCUGCAGCAAAGAGGAGGCUUCAACCAAGAAGAAUAAAAAAUGCAACUCAAAAUCCCCAGAGGGAGUACAAGAGAAUUCUUUGGAACUAUCUAAAGAUGGUAGGCAACAAGAGCUGAGCAGUCCAGCAGGGAGCUUUCCAGGCAAGGAUUCAGAAUGGCAGCUACUCCAGGCCCACCAGAAGAUCCGUGAACUGGCCAUCAACAUCCGUAUGAAAGAAGACCUGAUAGGAGAGCUCAUUAAAACAGGCAAGCAUGCUCAAGCCAUGAACAAACAGUACCAGCAGAAAAUCCAACAUUUGGAGCAGGAAGCCGAGCAGGUGCGGUUGGAACUGAAUGAUGGACAGAGGGAGUUGCGAGAGCUGGAAGGCAAAGAAUCUCGUGACCCUGCGGAAAAGUGGAAACUCCAGGAAUAUCGCAGCAGAGUGGAAGCCGCGCAGAGCAAGGCAAAGAUCCUGCAGGAGAAGAAGCGGGCGACGGAGAGGCUGGCCUCCUUCUCUGCUCAAAACGAGAAGCGCCUGCUGGGGCUGGAGAGGAACGUGCAGCUGAUGCGGCAACAGCAAGGCCAGCUCCAGAAGCGUUUGCGGGAAGAAGUGGAGCAGAAGCGACGUCUGGAAACCGAGAUGCAGAAGAGGCAGCAUCGGGUCAAGGAGUUGGAACUGAAGCACGAGCAGCAUCAGAAGAUUCUGAGGAUCAAAACGGAGGAGGUGGCUGCCUACCAGCGGAAGCACAGGAGCGGCAGCAAUGACUCUAUGAUCAGUCUUGAACAGCAGCAGAAAAUUGAAGAGCAGAAGAAGUGGUUGGAUGUAGAGAUGGAAAAAAUCCUCAAGCAGAGGCGUGCCCUGGGUGAGCUAGAAGAUGAAUUGACCAAGAGAGAAGCCAUCGUCGCCAAGAAAGAAGCUCUCCUUCAGGAGAAAAAUGACCUGGAAAACAAGAGACUCCGGUCUAGCCAGGCUCUGAAUGAUGACAUUCUUCGUGUCUCCAGCCGUCUGGAGUACUUGGAGAAAGAGCUAACCCAGAGGAGUGGGCAGCUUGGUCACAGCAGCGCACAGGACCAGCAGCUCAUAAGGCAAGAAAUUAAUAAUUUGCGGCAGGAGAAGGACCAGUUGCUCAAGCAGAGGUUGGAGAUCGAUGAGAAAUUACGUCAGGGCACCUUGCUGUCACCUGAAGAAGAGCGGAUUCUUUUCCAGUUGGACGAAGCCAUUGAAGCUCUGGAUGCUGCCAUAGAAUAUAAGAACGAGUCCAUUACUUGCAGACAGCGAGUUCUGAGAUCCUCAGCCAGCCUUCUUUCCCAAUGUGAGAUGAACCUUAUGGCAAAGCUCAGCUACCUCUCUUCCUCCGAGACCCGGGCACUGCUUUGCAAAUACUUUGAUAAGGUGGUGACCUUGCGAGAAGACCAGCACAAACAGAGUGUGGCAUUUUCCGAACUGGAAAUGCAGCUGGAAGAGCAGCUACAGCUGGUGUUUUGGUUGGAGGUGGCCCUGGAACGUCAGCGCUUGGAGAUGGACCGUCAGCUGACCUUGCAACAGAAGGAACACGAACAGGACGUUCAGCUCCUGCUCCAGCAGAGUCAGGAACAUAUCGAAGAAGGACAGGCAAACAGCAGGCUUCAGUAUGAACAAAAGAUCCAGACGCUGGAAAAGGAAUUGGCUCAUUACAAAUGGCUAAACGAGGAAUUAAGCCAAAAGUUAAAGCAGCUGGAGGGACAUGGCGGAGGUAUGGAGAGGAGCAUCUUUGCAGUUGGGGACGGACCCAGUUCGCUCAGCACACAUGAAGAUUUUACCAAAAAAAGCCAGCUGGAACCAUCCUUGCAGCUGGAGCCCUCAGAAAGAAAUCAAAGAAAGAGAGAGGACUUAGUGCAUACGCCGUUACCGUCCACCUGGAGGCGCUGCUCACUGUCUAGUGCCAAUAACUUGAUAGUGGAAGAUUUUCGUCAAAUGGAGACAGAUUUUCUCCUAAGAUUUAACCAAGCCAAGGAUAUCCCUUUGCAUCCGAGAUCCCGCAAAGAAUUGCACCGGGCCAGCCAGAACUCCAUCCCUGGGUUGUCUUAUCCAGAAAUCAUUGACGUUAGAAAAAAUCCACUCUAGUUCUGAGAUGUUGACUGUUCCAUCUAAAAUAAGCUAAUAAGCGCCUUCUGAAGAUAACUGUGGAUAAAUUACCAAAAAGGCAGUAGGUGGGUUCAUCCAUUAUGCAAAAUCUGAAGAAACGAUAGCUCGGAUUAACGAAAGGAUGCAUGAUAACCACCUUGUAUCUGAAGGCCUGUUCCAUAGGUGUGGCAGAAUUGCUCCAGAAGACAGAACAAGAAAUCAUAGAUCAGGGGUGUUCAACCUUGGCAACUUUUAAGACUCGUAGACUUCAACUCCCAGAAUUCCCCAGCUGGCCAUUGGAAUUGGAAGUUCACAAGUCUUAAAAUUGUCAACGUUGAACACCUCUGCCUUAGAUUUUUUUCAUUGUUGCUUUCCUAAUGAUAGAAAAUGUCCAAUCAUGGAAAAGUUGGUGGUCUCCUUCGAUGGAGAUCUUCAAACAGAGGCUAGAUAGCGGUCUUACCGGAAACCACUAUACUGGUGAAUCAGAGAGAUGAUGAGUAGAUCCCUUCCAGCAUGUACAAUCUCCAGAUUGUAUAAAUCGCAUUCUGCUUUAGUGUAAUGGAUGAACCCAGUCGAAUGUCGCAGAUCUUUUUCUACCUGGGCUUCGCUACUUUUGUAUAGUUGCCUUUUACAACAAAACUGGUUGUUUCCAUCAAAUCUGGAUUUCCCAUAACGAAUGCCAUUCAAAUAAAGAGACAGUAAAUUUGAUCUCUUUGCAAAUAUGUACACAUAUUUGAAGUAGCUUCUUGGGCUGUACUUUCAAUAAACUACCAUAGCUUUU
Molecule: messenger RNA, 5232 nt
Organism: Thamnophis elegans (Western terrestrial garter snake)
Lineage: Eukaryota; Metazoa; Chordata; Lepidosauria; Squamata; Natricidae
Gene: KIF7
Product: kinesin family member 7
Exons: 19
Coding region: 351-4451 (1366 amino acids)
Biological process (GO): microtubule-based movement; mitotic spindle organization
Molecular function (GO): microtubule binding; ATP binding; microtubule motor activity
Source: RefSeq, a predicted model, not a curated record